Molecule: messenger RNA, 2192 nt
Organism: Chlorocebus sabaeus (green monkey)
Lineage: Eukaryota; Metazoa; Chordata; Mammalia; Primates; Cercopithecidae
Gene: SLBP
Product: stem-loop histone mRNA binding protein
Biological process (GO): mRNA transport; mRNA 3'-end processing by stem-loop binding and cleavage
Cellular component (GO): histone pre-mRNA 3'end processing complex; cytoplasm
Molecular function (GO): histone pre-mRNA stem-loop binding; mRNA binding
Source: RefSeq, a predicted model, not a curated record
GCGCCACGACCCAGGCUGAGAAACGCGCCGCUUGCCCUUCCCCCACAACCUGCGCCGCGUCGCGCGCGGCCGAAUCUCCCGCCAAAGCUGCCCCCGCCCGCCAAGGCGCGACCUAUCAGCGUCGCAGCGGCCCGCGGCGGCCCGGCCGUCUCAAUCCCGCGGGUGGAGCUCAACCUUUUCCUUAGGCCUUUCCUCAGCCCGCGGCGUCCCUCCGGCUCCCGAGCCGGGAGCCAGGCAGUCGGGCUUCGCGGCUGCCCGCGGUUCUGAGGUCUCGCCCCAGCCCCAGUCGGCUGGCGAGGCGCGCGCAGCCGAGUGGACCCCCGCGGCUUGGCCCGAUGGUUUCGCCCGACCCGGCGCGCGCGGGAGGCCGAGGGGCGGGGCCGGCGCCCAUAUAAAGGCGGUUGGGGGCGGGGCGCGCAGAGGUUGUGAGCGCCGGCGCGGGGACGCAGGUCGCUGCCUGAGGUCCGGUUCUUCCCUUCCCUGCUGUGCGCGCCCGGCCCGCGCCCCCGCCGCCUCAGCCCCGGCCCCGGCCCCGCCCCCGCCCUGCGCGCCUGACCCGUGCUGCCAUGGCCUGCCGCCCGCGAAGCCCGCCGAGGUAUCAGAGCGGCUGCGACGGUGACGCCAGCCCGCCGUCCCCCGCGCGAUGGAGCCUGGGACGGAAGCGCAGAGCCGACGGUAGGCGCUGGAGGCCCGAAGACGCCGAGGAGGCCGAGCGCCGCGGCGCCGAGCGCAGACCCGAGAGCUUUACCACUCCUGAAGGCCCUAAACCCCGUUCCAGAUGCUCUGACUGGGCAAGUGCAGUUGAAGAAGAUGAAAUGAGGACCAGAGUUAACAAAGAAAUGGCAAGAUAUAAAAGGAAACUUCUCAUCAAUGACUUUGGAAGAGAGAGAAAAUCAUCAUCAGGAAGUUCUGAUUCAAAGGAGUCUGUGUCCACUGUGCCGGCUGACUUUGAGACAGAUGAAAGUGUCCUAAUGAGGAGACAGAAACAGAUCAACUAUGGGAAGAACACAAUUGCCUACGAUCGUUAUAUUAAAGAAGUCCCAAGACACCUUCGACAACCUGGCAUUCAUCCCAAGACCCCUAAUAAAUUUAAGAAGUAUAGUCGACGUUCGUGGGACCAGCAAAUCAAACUCUGGAAGGUGGCUCUGCAUUUUUGGGAUCCUCCAGCUGAAGAAGGAUGUGAUUUGCAAGAAAUACACCCUGUAGACCUUGAAUCUGCAGAAGGCAGCUCCGAGCCCCAGACCAGCUCUCAGGACGACUUUGAUGUGUACACUGGCACACCCACCAAGGUUAGACAUAUGGACAGUCAAGUGGAGGACGAGUUCGAUUUGGAAGCUUGUUUAACUGAACCCUUGAGAGACUUCUCGGCCAUGAGCUAACUGCCACCUGGCGGCCAGGAAGAGAAACAGCUCCUCCCCGACUAGGUGGAAGGCUGGCCAGGCACCAAGCAUGUGUGUGCACUUAUACCUGGUGGUUUCUCUGUUAGUAGUCCAUUAUCUCAUGAUGAAUUAUUUUUGCCUUACUUUCUUAAGAAACAUUAAUAAGAAACAUUAAUUUUAUGUAUAGUGAGUGUAUUUUGCAUGUUUUAAAUUGUAAAUGGCGCUAAAUCCAAGAAAGUGUACUUGAAGCAAUCUUCCAGCAAGCUUAAUUGCCUAAUCCCUGUUGUCCUCCAGGGUAAGCUGACAGGUCUACUUAACUGGUUUUCCACAGGCACUUCAGUUGCUGCUUGUCAGAUGGACUGUUUUGGAUUUAACCGUGUAAUCCAUGGGACCAGUUGAGAGUCAGCUGCUUUUAUAGGCAUCAAAGUAUUCUCAGACACCUUUAAUAUCUUUAUGGAAACUUAGUUUUUGGCCUUUUACCAGUAUGUCAUAACAGCACUCUGAAGUCAGACAUUGUUAAAUUGAGCUAUUAAACUAAUGGGUUUUAUGUAAGUUAUAUGGUCUUAAUUUGGUACUUGUAAAUAGCACUAGUUAGAUUCUUUAGAAUACUCCAAGAGUUAGGGCAGCAGAGCAGAGUGAUUUAGAAAGAACAUUUUAAAACAAUCAGUUAAUUUACCAUGUAAAAUUGCUGUAAAUGAUAAUGUGUACAGAUUUUCUGUUCAAAUAUUCAAUUGUAAACUUCUUAAGACUGUUUUGUUUCUAUUGCUUUUGUAUGGGAUAUUGCAAAAAUAAAAAGAACCUUCUUUAAGUGAC